AUGACCCCACACUAUCUACUGGUCUUCUGCAGAUACCCAUACAAAAGCCAGGGUGACAUCAUCCACAUCGAGCUCUUCAGCGCGAGCACCUUCCAGUAUCAGCGCUCCAUCCUGGGCUGUGGUCAGGAUCUCGUUUCCCAGGUAACCGUCACCAGGGCUGGCUCCCACGUCGUGGCCUUUUGCCCCUCCACGCGCAGCGGCACCACUGACAUCAUCGUCUGGAACCUCGAGACGGAGGACCACAAGCACCUGGCACGCUUUCCAGGAUUGGUCACUCAGGGGAUGUGCUUUGACCUGCGGUUCUGCCUGGGGUUCUGCCGGGGUGAAAGGUUCCUGAGGCAGUGGAACCUCGUCUCUCGGAUCAACGACCAGAGCCUCACCUACAACACUCACCGAGUGAGGAGGGACGGCACACAGGAGGUCAUCCCUAUGGGCAAAGUCCCCAGGUACGUGUUGUGCAGGAGCAUGCGUCCGGGCACCAUACGGGUAUGGAACGUGGCGCGGCCUCGGUUGGCAGGGCGCCCGGUGAGGGUGGAGCACGGCCUGUUCGCCAACACGGAUGUGGCGUUGGCACGCGACCUCAAACUCUACAUCCUGACGGGCCGGGGGCCCUCCAGCUUCACAGAAUCAGCCGCUCCUGUCUUCCAGACAUUGUUGGUGUAUGACCUGCUGAAAAGGAGCUAUAUAAAAAGACAGACAGGGCUCUUCGUAGUGCCUUGCCCACAGAAAGACUACACCAUGCUGAAAGACCAUAUUCUCCUGGGCCUCUCGGAGACCAGGGACCAUCUGAUUUUGUGGGAUCUGGACUCUGGGUACAUCAAAGGUCGGAUCAAGCCGUCUCACAAAGAAUCUCUGCUGUCCAACACGCCUGCUGUGAAAGACAGGCAAUCCCAGAUCCUCCCAGUUAAAGAACACAAAGCAUUCCAGCUGGUGAUGCCCUGGGACCGGCGCAUGGAGACGCACACGGCGAAGAGGAGGCGCCUGGAGAGGGAGGCGCAGAGGGAGAAGGAGGCGCAGCGGCAGCUGGACCAGGAGAAAUUCAACGCCGUGGACCAGUACCUCCUCAGCGGAGACGAACAGGUAGUGGUGUGCUCUUACUUUGCUCACCAUCUGAAUGUGUUCUGUAUGGGCACCCUGGACCACCUGUACACCCUGGAGGACCGCUCCUCUCUGCUCAGCCUCCAGACAGCUGCUCUCGCACACACCGGCGGGCACCUGGUGAUCAGCAACUACGGCGAGGCGCAGCACACCCCCUACCUCACCCUCUGGGACCUGAAGAGAGGCGUGGUGGGUGCGUAA
This is a messenger RNA of Sardina pilchardus (European sardine), 1299 nucleotides long. RefSeq lists its product as uncharacterized. The record is from RefSeq and is a predicted model, not a curated record. The transcript has 9 exons. Bases 1 to 1299 code for a protein of 432 amino acids. Lineage: Eukaryota; Metazoa; Chordata; Actinopteri; Clupeiformes; Clupeidae.